Messenger RNA from Trichoderma reesei QM6a, 930 nucleotides. RefSeq lists its product as uncharacterized. NCBI's taxonomy places the organism in Eukaryota, Fungi, Ascomycota, Sordariomycetes, Hypocreales, Hypocreaceae. The coding region runs from base 1 to 930 and encodes 309 amino acids. The transcript has 6 exons. The record is from RefSeq and is a predicted model, not a curated record.
AUGUCUAGUCCCGCAUGGGGGGCUGCAUCGUCGUCGAAGGUUAUUGAGCAGUUCUCAAGACAUGUCCAACAAGGAUUCACAGCCUUCGACAUGGCUGACCAUUAUGGCGAUGCUGAACUUGUGUUUGGUCGCUUUGCAUCAAUGUAUCCUCAUCGAGAUGCGAUCUUCACGGCAACGAAGUAUUGUGUCUUCCAGAAAAUGACGGUGUCUCGGGAGGCCGUCCAGGCAAAUAUUGCCGAGCGAUGUCGCCGUUUGCAGACGGACAAGAUCGAUCUACUGCAAUUCCAUUGGCAAUUUUAUCAGCAUCGGGAGUAUCUCGAUGCUCUACGACUCCUGACGGAAGAUGCCCGUGUUGAAAUGGUUGGUCUAUGCAAUUUCGAUACGAAACAUCUCCUCGACGUGGUUGAAGCGGGUAUUCAAGUACUCACCAAUCAAGUUCAGUUUUCUCUGGUUGACUCUCGUCCAAUACUCGAAAUGGCAGUUGCUUGUGAAACGCACAAUAUAAAGCUCCUGACAUAUGGCACGCUGUGCGGUGGUUUUCUCGCCGACAAAUGGCUCGGAAGGUCUGAGCCCGAUAUAUACGAUGGGUCAAUUACACCAAGCCAGCGAAAGUAUUUCGAAAUGAUACGCAGCUGGGGCGGCUGGGGCCUCUUUCAGGAACUCCUGAGGGUGCUACGUAUCAUUGCUUCAAAACACCGAGUUUCGAUAUCAAAUGUCGCCACUCGCUGGGUGUUGGACUUUCCAUACGUGGGCGCGGUCAUCGUCGGUGCACGAAUGGGUAUAAGCGACCAUACAGAUGAGAAUCUGGCCAGCUUUGGUUGGUCCCUGAAUCAAUCAGAUCUCGACAUGAUUGAGGAGGUGUUGAAGCGAAGUCGAAGAUGCGAAAUCUUCAAAGACAUGGGGGAUUGUGGAUCGGAAUAUCGUACUUGA